AUUUACAGCACUUAAUUUUAAACCUUCAUACAUUGAGGGUAGAUAUCAUUAUCCAAUGAAGAAAUGUCUAAUUCCAUGGUUAUAGUAUUUAACUUCUUUAAAUAGUCAUUGUAAUACUAUUGGAACAAUAUAAAAAAUAUAAAAAUUUAAUGUCACAAACAGGUUUCAAGUAAGGAUCACUAAUCCUAUUUAGUUGUAAAUAAAAUAAAUUCCAAGCAGAACUUAUUUUUAAAUAAAUUCAUUUUUUAUAAUAGGAUGUACCAAGAUAAACUGGUGAACCUCAAAAAGCAGUUGCAGCAACUAGAAGAUGGCAUUCACACAGAGUAUCUACGGAGAGUGAAACGCUUGGAACACCAACUCCAUGAGAGGCUUCGCCUUAAUAAAAUAUACAAAGAUCAUAUGUUUGAUGUUGUGGAGAGAGAAUAUGCAGCAGAAAAGAAAGCAGCAGCUAAGGAGUUUGAGGAGAAGAAAAUAGAGCUAAGGGAGAACUUGCUCAAUGACUUUGAGGACAAGAGGAAGAUGAUUGAGAACGAGAGGCACAGUAUGGAGUUGAAUGGGGAUUCUACAGAGGUGAAGCCAGUGAUGAAGCGUAUACUGCGUCGGCGGGCGAACGAGCCGGCCCCCGCGCCCGAGAAGCGCCGCAAGCCGCUGGCGACCACGCUCACGUACCAGCUGGACGAGCGCGAAGUGGACGCGGACCUGCGCGCCAUCGCCCGCCACUCGCCGCCCACCCAUCCCGCGCACCACCACCACCAUCACGCCCACCACAACACCAACCACAACACGCCGCGCAAGCAUCACAACUCCACCAACAGCUGUGAGUCGUCUCCUACUUUCUGAGUUAUAGACUAAAGCUAAUAGAUGGUGACUGUGAUAUCUUGAGAUGAAAUGUCGCUCGUUAUUCAAUCCAAUGGUCCAACACACAUAAUCUAAUAUUUUCAUAUUAAGUGUAUUAAGAUGCCAAGCGAUAGGGAAAUGUAUUUUUCGUAGGUUGUCUUAAAAUACAGUACUAUAUAUUUAUAAAGGGUUCCAAAAUAUUUUUGUAUCUUAACCGGGUAUGAUAGAUUAAAAUAUUGAAAUAAUACUUAUCUAAAUUAUUAUUGUAAUUUCUAUAUUGUUUUCAUAAUGACAAGAUAUAUGUAAAUG
Molecule: messenger RNA, 1146 nt
Organism: Diatraea saccharalis (sugarcane borer)
Lineage: Eukaryota; Metazoa; Arthropoda; Insecta; Lepidoptera; Crambidae
Source: the annotation of a GenBank genome assembly